AUGCCGCUGCUGAUAACAUUUUUACUGCCAAUAAUUAUUUUACUGCUGUUGUACAUGACAGCGGCUAUUUUUUACAUCUACAAGCUGCACCGCGGAAGACUGCAGGAGGCGUACGGGCGAGACUGGAAAUCCGCGGCGCGCAGUGUCGUCGCAGCAAUAUGGGACGUCCAUGGGUACAUCUACUACGGGUACGAAGUAGUCGGGAUGGAAAAUAUUCCAACAGACGAGCCAGUGCUGUUCGUUUAUUAUCACGGAGCGGUUCCAAUCGACCUGUACUACCUCAUAGCCAAAAUGGUCCUGCUGAGGUCCAAAAUAAUCCACACGGUAGCUGACAAUUUUCUCUUCAAAGUUCCAGGCUUCGCUAUAAUCUGCGACGUGAUGAAGCUGAUACCAGGAACAGUCCAGACCUGCUCACAGAUCCUCCAGGAGGGGAACAUGCUGGCGAUCGCACCAGGCGGCGUCUAUGAGGCCCAGUUUGGAGACUCUUAUUACAAGCUGAUGUGGAAGAACCGGAUGGGCUUCGCAAAAGUUGCCGUUGAGUCUAAAGUUAAAGUCAUUCCUUUCUUCACGAGGAAUCUCAGAGAGGCCUUCCGGACUGUCAGCUGGGGCAGGAGACUCUGGCUGAGGAUUUACUCGCUCACCAGAUUCCCUUUCGCUCCGAUCUACGGCGGGUUCCCCGUUAAACUUGUCACGUAUAUCGGAAAGCCGAUUGACUAUCAAGAAGGCUUGAGCCCGGAUCAAAUCAAGCUCAAGGUCGCCGAGGCUUUGGAACAGUUGAUCAACCAGCAUCAGAGUGUUCCUGGGAGUAUCACAAGAGCGCUGCUGGAGCGCGUUUAUAAUCCGACGAGACAUAAAAAGGAUUAA
Messenger RNA from Cotesia congregata, 864 nucleotides. Lineage: Eukaryota; Metazoa; Arthropoda; Insecta; Hymenoptera; Braconidae. The record is from the annotation of a GenBank genome assembly.